AUGGUGUCUUCCGCUUCCACUUCUGAACCCUUCAACGGGGUGCCAACUGGCCCAAUUGACGCAUAUGUCCUCUUUGAGGCUCUCACUGGGCGAAAGCUUGACAGGACUUCUUUUCCAGUGAGACCGGCCGCACCAGAAGACUACGAUGACCUCAGCGAUAUUGACCAUGGCCAUCAAAUGCUUGGGGACGAGCCGUCCCCUGACGAUAGACCCAACCAUGUUCAGGUCGGAGUCAUCAACCCCUAUGCCCUGGUCGAGAACAUGAUUGGCCACAAGAUCGACCGCAAUUCCCGUGCCGCUAUUCGUAUCCUCUCGGACACCCUACAGACCGACUACGAGGAGCUCUUCGACAUGAAGCACAACUCAGUCCUCCACGCAGGCCUCAAGCUCAACGAGAAGGACCGGGAGGCCGAAGAGCUGUCCGAGAAGGAGAUGCGUAUCCUUGACGAGAGAGACCUCGUGACGCCUGAUCUCUCCCGCGUCCUGAAGGUGGGCGACCUCGAGAAAAUCGGAUUGAAGGACCUCGGCAACACGCGCAUCAAGAGGGCCUGUCUAGAGAACGGCAAGCUCCAUCUCGUGCUCAAUGCACACACCCUCGGCAAGACGGUUUGCAACCGCGAGGUGACCAUGACGAUGAAUGAACUGUGUUUGCCAUUCAGGCGAGACGACAACAAGAAGGACAACUUCAGACCGCCCAACAGCUCCUGGCGUGACGUGCGCGAGGCGCUCCUCCAGAACCGACACAACAGCAUGUCUCGCCACCCCAUCAAUGCCAUGAACUCAUUUCACGACUUCGGCUGGGAAGCCCAGGGACGCCAUCAUCACAUGCGAAUGUUCGACGACCCGGUCCAGGGUGCCGCGGCCAACAGCUGGUUCAUCGCAGCCCUGUUUUCGGUCUUCUGGGCCGACCCGACUGUCAUUAAUCGUUCAGCGGCUGGCUUGCACGAGCAGAUGAGACGGGGCAACGAUGAGCAACAGCAGCUCCAUAUCAAGUUCCACGACAAGGGCGGGCGCAACAACGCCAAGACCAGCGUCGUCAGGGUCGAUUAUGAGGUUCCUGUCAACAACUCCAGCUCGGACCCUGUGUACUGUCGAUCCAGCGACGGGUUCGCCGUCUGGCCAUCGUUGUAUGAGAAGGCGUUCGCAAAGUGGAUCACCAACAACUCCAACAACUCCGACUCAGAGCACCACAGCGAGCACAUCGACAUCACGCAGACGCACCACGGAGACCCCGUGAAAGCCAUGGCGCAGCUCAACGGCCGCUCGCCGCACUACUACUUCACGCACAAGCACUCCGGCCCGGAGCUCGUCGGCCUCGUGCGCGCCAACAGCGUCAACCACCGCACCAUCACGCCCAUGGUGGCCUGGACGCACGCCACGGGGCGCGACUUCACGUACCGCGGCGCCAAUAUGGUCGCGAACCACGCCUACUCGGUGUUGGGCUGGUCCAGCACCGGCCAGGGCGAGAAGCAAUACAUCAUCAUCCGCAACCCCUGGGGCGUCACCGAGCCCCAUGGCGUAACGAGCUACCCCGGUCUGCUUGAUCGUGUUGAGCCGGAGUACUGGCGACCGGCGGCCUGCGUCGAUCGCGAUGGCUUGUAUGCGCUUGAGGUCACGGCUUUCAAAGAAUACUUCGCUUGCAUUGGUGUCGCCAAGUAG
Molecule: messenger RNA, 1659 nt
Organism: Anthostomella pinea
Lineage: Eukaryota; Fungi; Ascomycota; Sordariomycetes; Xylariales; Xylariaceae
Source: the annotation of a GenBank genome assembly